AUGUUCGAUAACAUCGAGAGACCGGAGCUAAAACGAUUCGCUGAGAAUAGCAAUGGAAAAGAGUGGCUGAUUCCUACGAGUGUUGAAGAAGAUAUGCGAAGAAAUGACUCAGCUGAUUGGAAUAUUGUACCUACCACAGUGACACCACCGAAAGUGGUACAAGGAUCUAAUUUUAAGCAAUUCUUUCCAUAUUUUUUGAUCUGUAACGUCCAAAUUGUAAAAGAAAGUCCUUUCGCGCAGCAUCCAAUGUUUACGACCUUGGCAACGCCUUCUCGUCGUCACAAUAAUGGCGAAUUGAAAUGA
Molecule: messenger RNA, 303 nt
Organism: Strongylus vulgaris
Lineage: Eukaryota; Metazoa; Nematoda; Chromadorea; Rhabditida; Strongylidae
Source: the annotation of a GenBank genome assembly